This is a messenger RNA of Prorocentrum cordatum, 823 nucleotides long. NCBI's taxonomy places the organism in Eukaryota, Dinophyceae, Prorocentrales, Prorocentraceae. The record is from the annotation of a GenBank genome assembly.
GGUCUGGGCACUCACAUCUCAUUAACCUACUCUUUCACUCACCUCUGACAUCUCGCCACGUUAUCUUCAAUUCUUUGUGCCCUGCCAGGCUCAGCAUGGUGUUUCCAGAUGUCCCCCCCGCAGGCUGGACCAGGGCAUUCGGCGAGAUUGUUCAGCAGCAGUUGGCUCCGGUUGUCACUCGAGUGGACUCUCUGGAGACAUCGAUGCACAGCGUGGAGCAGAGUGUCACGAACCUGGAGGCAAGGCAGGCGACCACCACGAGCUCGACCAAGCACGUGCCGGCGUACGUGGACAUCAAGGGCUUCUGCGAGUACGAGAAGCGGCACAAUGAGGGCGUCACUCGGGAGUUGGCAGCCGCUUUCUUCCAGCGCUUGAAGGCGACACCUCCCGCUGAUGCUCAGGAAAGCCUUGGGGUCCCCCGCCUUCCAGUCGAGCAGAAGACGCACUCCAUCCGCAUCCCCAUCCUGAAGCCAGAGUUCAUUCAGACCAUCAUGGACUGCUUCCGGCACGGGCCCACUCAGCAGGAGAACGUGUGGGCUAUCCAGGGCGGGGAGAGUCGUUCGUUACGAGCCGUGCUGGAGCCAGAACCUGCAGGUAAGAAGCUGUACUCUGCGUUUGGACGCCUGAAGAACUAUGCCCAGGCCCAGCUCCCCGCGCAGGCCCCCUACAUGGUUCGCGACUUCUUUCGCCAUCUACCUCGAGCCCUUGGACGUCCAGGCACCCGCCAUCCUUCUUGCGGGUAUGACGGAAUCCGGGACGGCCCAGUGGCACAUGGAGGGGUUGCAUCCUCGGGGUCGACACCAUUGCGAAAACUAAUUUGGGC